This is a messenger RNA of Hemibagrus wyckioides, 2241 nucleotides long. RefSeq names its product complement factor H-like. Bases 74 to 2068 code for a protein of 664 amino acids. NCBI's taxonomy places the organism in Eukaryota, Metazoa, Chordata, Actinopteri, Siluriformes, Bagridae. The record is from RefSeq and is a predicted model, not a curated record. The transcript is spliced from 15 exons.
UAACAGAGGACUGUUAUUGAUCUACUGUCUAAAAGUAGAGCUUAGUAAUCCCCAUGCUUCAAGAGUGUCAAAGAUGGUAUCUAAUAUGCAAGUGGCUGCAAAAAUCUUCUUUGUUGCUUUUUGGGUAUCUUUCUUUACGUUGGCCAAAAAUCAAGACUGUCAAACAAAAAAUAUUAGUUAUGAGAAUGUCCAGACAAUUGAUCAACCUGAAAACCAUACAAAUGGAGAGACAGUGAAAUUGAAAUGUGCUACUGGCUAUGUUGGAUUACUGAAGCUUGAAUGUCAAAAUGGUCUAUGGAAAAAAAUUGCAGGGAGAGAUUGUAAAAAAAGACCAUGUGGUCACCCAGGAGACACACCAAAUGGACACUUCAAACUUGUAAGAGAGACAGAGUUUGUAUUUGGAGCUACGGUGGAAUAUACAUGUAGGACAGGAUAUACAAUGGCCAGCAGAAUAAAUUAUCGUAACUGUCGUAGCCAAGGGUGGGAUAAUGAUGUACCUGUCUGUGAAGUGGUGAAAUGCCCUAUAAUUAGCAAUUUAGGUGAUGUGAUUGCAACAGGCAACAUUGAAGAGGCAAGCUAUAAUGAUAUUAUCCACUUUGAGUGUGCUUCUAACAAAAUGUUAGACGGACCAGAAAACAUACACUGCACAGAUAAUGGACAAUGGAGUGGCACUAUACCAAAGUGUAAAGAAAUCACCUGUGAAUAUCCCAAUGAAGAACAACUUUCAUAUAUUCAGCCCUUCAACAUGGGGGUUUAUAAAUUUAAACAAAAUAUACAGUAUGGCUGUAAAGAAGGUUAUCAGGGUAAAGCUAACAGUGCUACAUGUACAGAGAAUGGCUGGGAACCAAAACCACUGUGUAUAGAAAUCACCUGUGAAUAUCCCAGUGAAGAACAACUUUCAUAUAUUCAACCCUUCAACAUGCGUGUUUAUAAGUUUAAACAAAAUAUACAGUAUGGCUGUAAAGAAGGUUAUCAAGGUAAAGCUAACAGUGCUACAUGUACAGAGAAUGGCUGGGAACCAAAACCACUGUGUAUAGUAAAAAAAACAACUUGUGCAGAACCUUCUGUGCAAAAUGGGUUUAUACAUAAAUUGGACGAAGGAUUUUCUUACUCAUGUGACUCAGGCUAUAAAGCAUUUGAUGAGAAAUGGUGGGGAGUGGUAAGUUGCACUGGAGGUCAAUGGAGUUAUUCACCAUUGUGUAUAGCUGAAGAUUACUGUGGUCAAAUACCUAAUGGUCUUGAAAAGCAGAAUCAAGCAAAGGAGGGAUAUAAGGAAGGGGAGAUGAAGGUGUUUGAAUGUGAAUCAAAGCCAUGUUGUUUUAAAUGUAUCAGAGGAAAGUGGGAGAAGCAAGACUGUGAAUCUACCAAAUGUGGUUCUCCUCCUCCUGUUGAAAAUGCAGUUAUUACUAAUUAUCAGGAAACAGUAGAAUAUGCAUGUCGAGAAAAUUACAUAAUAAAUGGGGAACAUUUUAUAUCCUGCAUCAACUCACAGUGGGAAAAACCACCAACAUGUGAAUUACAAGCAAUUUGUGCAGAACCCUCUGUGCAAAAUGGGUUCAUACAUAAAUUGGACGAAGGAUUUUCUUACUCAUGUGACUCAGGCUAUAAAGCAUUUGAUGAGAAAUGGUGGGGAGUGGUAAGCUGCACUGGAGGUCAAUGGAGUUAUACACCAUUGUGUAUAGCUGAAGAUCACUGUGGUCAAAUACCUAAUGGUCUUGCAAAGCAGAAUCAAGCAAAUGAGGGAUAUAAGGAAGGGGAGAUGAAGGUGUUUGAAUGUGAAUCAAAGCCAUGUUGUUUUAAAUGUAUCAGAGGAAAGUGGGAGAAGCAAGACUGUGAAUCUACCAUAUGUGGUUCUCCUCCUCCUGUUGAAAAUGCUGUUAUUACUGAGUAUCAGGAAACAGUACAAUAUGCAUGUCGAGAAAAUUACAUAAUAAAGGGGGAACAUUUAAUAUCCUGCAUCAACUCACAGUGGGAAAAACCACCAACAUGUGAAUUCCAAAAUGAAGAAUCUUCUUUGUCCCAAAAAGUCACAGCUGGACAAAACAAACCAAAGUUUAAAGAAAACUGAAACCAUCAAACAACAAAGCUGCUAUCAACAACCAUUGCCUGGAGAUGGAAAUGGAAAUGGACAAACUAUAAUAUCCAUAUAUCCAUCAUGAACAUAUAAAAAAAUACAUUUACAGCAGAAGUGCCUGUUACACCUGUUUUCAUGUAUUAGAAUUAAAACAGAUUUUCAUGUAA